AUGCUGAAUAUACCCUCUUAUAUUGAAGAUCCAAGCUACAGAUACCAAAUGCCAGCUCUUCAAAUAACAGGGGAAAGCCGCGGCAACGGUGUCAAAACAAAGCUUAUCAACCUUUCAGAUGUUUCCAGGGCCUUAAAUGUGCCUGUUGAAUAUCCUCUCACUCUCCUUCAUGAGUAACAAACUAAUGGAAAAAAUCCCUAUUUUUUGGGUAAAAUCCACUUUGUGCGAACAAAAACGUUUUAUGAAAAAAAAAAAUUUAUAUAUAAGUGAUAAUUAUUAUAGUGAAAUCUCUAAAUAAUUCUAUUCUAUUUAAUUUUAAACAGCUUGCAUUUUUAAACAUACAUUUUACAAAUUAAAUUAAUAUUGCUUUAAAUUAUGUCGAGCCGGGAUAUUAUUAAAUUUUAAAUUUAUGAUAAAAUUUAUAUAUAAAUGUUUUAAAAAAAAAUUAACCUCCUAGUCAGAGAAAAAAAUUCUUUUUGCUAACUGAUGGAGGGGGAGUCAGGUUCUUUGCCGCAGAAUUAGGUGCAAGCUCUGAAUACAAACAAUCAGAAAACAAAGCAAUUCUGAAAGGCACUUUCCGCAGAGAUUAGAUUAACUUAAAAGUUAAAAUGGGUCUUCGGGAUUUAUUUCAGCCCCUCUCCUCCUUCACCGACUUCUGAGUCCUCGCCAAGCAUCGGUUAGCACUAACGUCGUUUUCUGUCUGCAUCACCAAAAUAAUUAUGCCGCCAUUUUUUGGGGAGACGCACCUAGUGCUUCCUUAGACAGCUCUUAGUAGUCGGCAUGAUGGAAGAUAGGACACUACCCCAAAUCCUUCUUCUGAUCCCUAUUACCGUUUGCAUCCAGAAAUGUGAAAUUGUCUUAUGGACUCUGGCUUUCUUUUUUGUGGUAUGGAGUAAAACCCCUGCCGUGGUGUCCCGAUAAGGGAGAAAAAAAACUCACUCCGCACACAAAAGUUCCAGACCUGAGCGCUUUUUCCAAAAGACUGAGGGUAUAGGAGAAGGAUGGCCGAUAAAUCAUCAUUUUAUUUGUGUUUUCCCGCAGAGAAGAUCUCCAAAAGUUGCUGGACCAAUUCAUUGAAAAAUUUAUACUAUGCUUUAAAUGCCAUUUACCAGAAAUUUCUUAUCGGUUCAAGAGAAAUAUCCUUAUCGCAGACUGCAAAGCCUGUGGCAAUGUGAGGCCUAUGGACAUGUCCCACAAAAUCAGCAAUUUCAUACUUAAACAUCAUCCAAGGACUGAAGAAAAGCCACCCUCGACAGCUGAUAAGAAAACAUCAGGUAAGAAAAAAUCAUCAAAAAAGAAAAAAGAUAUAGAAUCUGACGAAAAAAUUACAUUGGAGCACCCAGAUGUGCUAGAAGCACUGGAAAGAAUUUCACAUCAUUUGGAAGAAAGCCCAGAAAAGAUAUGUGAGCACAUCAAUAAUAUUUGCAUUGCUAACAGCUUUGAGCCUGAUUUUAGAGUUUAUAUUACGCUGAAGUCGAUUUUUGGGCAGAAUCUAGUUAGACUACUGCAAGAUCCGGCAAAGAUCUUUAUAUUAAAGACACAAGCGGAGUCAUAUCCUGAAGAGCUGAUAAUGUCUUUGUCAGUAAUUUACAUUCCUGAUGAAAGUUUUCAUAGCAGAAUAUCAAGAAUCAUGAUGUCUUUGUACGAAAACGAUGUUUUAAAUGAAGAAUUCUUGACAUCUUGAAGUGACGAUCAAGCCGUCUUUAAUGAAUCAUCAAUAAUUUACAAUCAAAAUUUCUUAGACACAAUGAAAAACUGCGCAAAAGAGUUUUUAGCUUGAUUAGAAAGUGCAGAAAGUGAGGAAGAAGAUGAAGAGGAAGAGGUAGAGAACAAUAAAGAAGAAACCAAAGAAAAUAACAAACUUUUAGCCCAGAAGCAAAUCAUCCAACAGCAGCUUGAGAAGCAAGCUGAAGCUUCAAAGCCAAUAGCAGAGAAGACUAAUGAAAUUGCUAACUCCCCCCCCUCCGUGAGUGAACAAAACCAUUAGAAAAAUCCCUAUUUUUUGCCCAAAAACCCCACCCUCCGUGAGUGAACAAAAAUUUUUUUAAUAGAAAUUUUUUUUUAUGGAAAUAAUUUUUGAUAUAUAAAUGAUAAUUAGUAUAAUGAAAUCUAGAGCUAAUUCUAUUUAAUUUUAAACGAAUUGCUCUUUAAAACAUAAAUUUUAUAAAUUAAAUUAAUAUUUGCCUUCCAAUUUUUGCGAAUUAGGAUUUUUUUAAAUUAGAAAAAAAAAAUUUUUUAUAAAAUUUAUAUAUAAAUUUUGUUUUAAAAACAAAAUUAACCCCUCCGUGAGUGAACAAAAUUUUUUUGCUCACUCACGGAGGGGGGGGGAGUAAAGAGAAUGAGAUAAAGCCAACUGUUGAUUUGAUCUCUCGUAUGCAAAUUCAUGAAGAAUUUAGCAUUGAUGAUAUUUAA
Messenger RNA from Blepharisma stoltei, 2412 nucleotides. Lineage: Eukaryota; Ciliophora; Heterotrichea; Heterotrichida; Blepharismidae. The record is from the annotation of a GenBank genome assembly.